UUAAGCAGAUGUUUGUGUUAGAUGCUUGGUUGGGGUCUGCAUGCUCCAAAAGACUUGAAGUAGAGAAGAUUGUUUGCAUUGUUUUUGAUGAAGGGUUCAAUAAAAGUGGAGAGGAGUUGACUGCGGUGACAGAACCUUUGGUAAGGGUUCUUCGUAUGGUGGAUGGAGAGGGCAUGCCAAUGGGUUUCAUUUAUGAGGCCAUGGAUAGGGCCAAAGAGGCCAUUUCACAUUACUAUCGUGGAAAUACAAGAAAAUGUGAAAUCCUUUGGCGCAUCAUUGAUCGUAGGUGGACAAAUCAACUCCACCAACCGAUACAUGCCUUCGCCUACUUUUUGAACCCGAAAUUCUACUUCUCUGAUUCAUUUAGGGCUGAUGAGGAGGUCAUGGCAGGUGUUAUUACAUGCAUUGAUAAGAUGACACCUGAUCCUGAGUUGAGAGACAAGGUUCUUGAUGAGUUGGAGAUCUACAAAAGUGCAGAGGGGAGACUCUUCUCAUCACAACUAGCAAUUGAUAGGAGAGGAAAACAACAACCAGAUUUAUGGUGGGAGAAUUAUGGUGCCGGCACGCCUAAUCUUCAAAAGAUAGCUAUCCGUGUUUUGUCUCAGCCAUGCAGUGCUUCUGGGUGUGAACGAAAUUGGAGUGUCUUUGAGAGCAUUCACACAAAGAAGAGAAAUAGAUUGUCACAAAAGCAGCUCAAUGAUCUAGUAUUUGUUCGGUACAACCUUCGCCUUCGAGUUAGACAGGUGGAGGGUGUUUCAUAUGAGGCCAUUGACUUGGAUGAAAUUGAUCCAUAUGGUGAUUGGACCAUGAAUGAACAAAAUGAUGGUGAUGAUGUCCUCCUUACCGAAGAAGAAAUUGCAGAAAUAGAGAGAGGAGCAGCACAAGAUGCAGAAGGAGCAAGAUUGGAUGAAGAUGAGGACGAAGAUGAGGAUGAUGAUGAGGACUUUGACUUUGAAGAAGAAUCAUCUCACCAUUUAGAUACCACAACACCCACUGCUACUACUUCUAGCUCAAGGCCUGAAAAAUUGAGCUAUAUUAGGAAAAAUACAAAGAGGAAGAUGUAGUCUUCUCUUUGGUUUGUUCAUUCACAUUGUUGUUUUUCACAUUUGUAGUUGGACUUGGACAUAUCAUUAUAUGUAAUUUUGUGAACAUUUAUAUACUUAUGCUGCCAUUAUACAUUUUAGAGUUGAAAGUUGAAACUUGAAUAUGCUGCCAUGAAUGAUGAAAUUUCAAAUAUUGCGUGUUUGUACUUUGUAGAUCAUAUGACAUGUGUAAUGUUUCAAUUAUGGCAC
Messenger RNA from Cryptomeria japonica (Japanese cedar), 1292 nucleotides. RefSeq lists its product as uncharacterized. The record is from RefSeq and is a predicted model, not a curated record. Gene Ontology annotation, molecular function: protein dimerization activity. The transcript is spliced from 4 exons. NCBI's taxonomy places the organism in Eukaryota, Viridiplantae, Streptophyta, Pinopsida, Cupressales, Cupressaceae. The coding region runs from base 9 to 1064 and encodes 351 amino acids.